AUUGCCUUCUUUGUAGGUUGAAGAGGUUUGAAUAUCCGCAAACUCACCGAACCCUGCACCUGGGAGAGCGUUGACAUCUUAAGCAAACACCCUCCUGGCCCAGCGGCCGGCCCUGGAGCCAGGUCCUGAGUGAGCUCACGGGCCUCGGACGCAGCCAACUCUGCAGAAGUAACCAGUGUCAGCCCAUCGGGGCUGAGGUCACGAACCCCCCCACCCCCAGCUGGACACACCCGCCAGCCCGAGAGCCGAAUGUCAGUGGCAUCCGUGUGUGACUCUGGGCUCCGGCUCAGCUGUCCCCCAGUGUGACUCGUCAUCCCUGGCCCAGGGCCUGUCCUUGAGGCUCUGCGGGGCAUCAGCUACUGAGCCAUCCCCAGAGACUGCGAGAAAUGUCUGCGUGCCCUUUGGCCCCAGCUGGCCCGCACACCCUUCCUCACUCCGUGCACGGCCUACUCUUGAGAGCACAGCAUCGGGUGGACGUGAAAACCAGGGGCCGAAGCGAUGGUCCUAGAGCCGCCAGCACAGCGAGAGGAAAACCCCGGUGGCUUCCAGGUCUGUGGUGGAGCCUGUGGUCAAGGGCCACGUGGGGAGUGGGUGGGCACACAGGGACUGACGCGGAGCCCGAGGCCGAGGAGAGCCAUGCGAGCAUGGACCUGUGGCCCGGACGCCACCCCGAGGGCCUCUGGGGCUGCGGAGAGCCAGUGGGGGGAGGUGACUGCAGAGGGAGCGGCCUCCUCUUCACUCCUCUCCCGCCGAAGAGAUGUUCCUUUCGUCAUGCACCUGCCCUGGGCUGCCGGAGGUGUAGCAGGGGGCUCGGCCCUGGGGGGCGGCGGCAGACACAAGCUGAGGCGCAGACACGGGCACCCGAGCGCCGUGGAUGCGGGAACAGGGCUGGCGGUGUGCCGACGUGUCAGUGGUGCCAGUGCCUCUCGGCUCUCUGGUCUUCGGGGUAGAGAGACCAGGAGCUGAUUAACCGUGUGCAGUUUGCCCUGAUGCUCCCCUGACCAUGGCCCCUGGGGGAAGAGCAGCCCCCGGCCUCCUCUGACCCCUCCCACCCGACCCCACGCCUCAACGGCCGAGGCCGCACGUUUCCUGGAUGAACAGAUCACGUGUCUCCGAGUCGGGGAUCUGGAGCGGACCGGUUUUAAAGGAGGGCGCGUGUUGUCUUGUGCACGCUGAAGCGCGGUGCCUGCUGGUUCUGCACAAGCACAGGGCGCGCGUUAGGACCCCACCCUCCAGACCUGUGGGCCUCGGCCCUCUCCUCGGAAGCCACGCAACCCAGCAGCGGGCCGGGCACGCGUCUCACGUUCAAGCACAGCCUGGAGCGGAAACGUUGGGGCUGGAGCAGGGCGCCCGCAGCUGAGCCUGUGAACCCAGAGCUCGUGGCCCAGCAGCUGGCUGAGGAGUGUGGCGACCUGCCUGAGACAGUGGCCUGGAGGUCGGGCCUUCGACCUUGACUCGGUCGGUCGGGAAGAGAGGACAGUGGGAGCAGGCGAGGCUGGACAUACCCCGGGCGUGCACCACGACCUCCUGGUAAGAGCAUGUCGGGCCUGAAGACUCCUUUCUCAGAACGGUCACCUCUCAGGCUGUCAGUCACUCACUCGGCAGGUGUCCACCACCAUGCUGGAUGCCCGAGGUGUCCCUGGGGCAGGAGGGGGCCGUUGUGGUCUCCGUGUCUCCGAGCGGUCAGAGGCCAGCCACCCUGAGCGUGAUUCUGGAGGCCGUGCUCUGGGCAAGGACCCGCCUGAGGUGUGAGCCGCAGGCCGCGUGUCGGGGGACGUGGGCGAGGGCUGCCCAGGGAGGAGCUGGGCCGGCCCGGCCACAGGGGGCCUUGCCCACCACGCUGGGAGCUGCACCCCGAUCUGCAGGAACGUCCGUGGGCCCAGCCCCUGGGCGGAGGGUGUGAGAGCUGUGCUCGCGGGACUCGUGUGCCAGCGCCAGCGGGAGGCCACAGAGGAGCUGUUCAAGGAAGACUUGGGAACCAUCCAGCAAAGGCCAGGUCAGGCCCGGGACCACGUGACACACGACGGGAGCGCGGACGGGGCGCGCGUUGGCGGUGCCGUGACCGGUGCCCCCAGUGGCGAGAGCAGCUGGACUCCACAGCCUCCCCUGGGAUGAAAUCAUGCACCACGACAUCAGCCCGCUCUGUGCUGCCGACAUCCAGGACCAGCUGCAGAAGCGCUUUGCGUACCUGUCUGGUGGGCGGGGGCAGGACGGCAGCCCCGUCAUCACCUUCCCCGACUACCCGGCCUUCGGCGACGUCCCCGACAAGGAGUUCCAGAAUGUCAUGACCUAUCUCACCAGCAUCCCCAGCCUGCAGGAUGCUGGCAUCGGGUUCAUCCUGGUCAUAGACCGCAGGCAGGACAAAUGGACCUCGGUCAAGGCGUCCAUCCUGAGAAUAGCGGCAUCCUUCCCAGCAAACCUCCAGCUUGUCCUUGUCCUGCGCCCAACGGGAUUUUUCCAAAGGACGCUCUCUGACCUCGCCUUCAGGUUCAACAGAGAUGACUUUAAGAUGAAGGUACCGGUCAUAAUGCUGAGCUCCGUCCCGGAAUUACACAGCUACAUUGACAAGUCCCAGCUGACCGAGGACCUGGGCGGGACCCUGGAUUACUGCCACUCCAGGUGGCUCUGCCACCGCACAGCGAUAGAGAGCUUCGCCCUCCUGGUUAAGCAGACGGCUCAGAUGCUGCAGGCCUUCGGGACCGAGCUGGCCGAGACGGAGCUGCCCAACGACGUACAGUCCACGAGCUCCGUGCUCUGUGCCCACACGGAGAAGAAGGACAGGGCCAAGGAGGACAUGAGGCUGGCGCUGGACGAGGGGCGGAGCGUCCUGGAGAGCAUCCGGGAGCCGCUGGCCCGGGGCCCGGAGCAGAGCCCGAACCAGGACCAGCUGGACAGUCAGAGCACCGUGCAGAGGCUCCUGGCCCAGCUGAGUGAAACCGAGGCCGCCUUCGAUGAGUUUUGGGCAAAGCAUCAGCGAAAACUGGAGCAGUGCCUGCAGCUCCGGCACUUCGAGCAGGACUUCCGAGAGGUCAAAGCCGCCUUGGACGUGUUGGCCCAGAAGAUCGCGACCUUCACCGACGUGGGGAACAGCCUGGCGCAUGUGCAGCACCUCCUGAAGGACCUCGCCAGCUUUGAGGAGAAGUCCAGUGCGGUCACGCAGCGGGCCUGCACCCUGGCCCUGGAGGGUGAGCGGCUCAUCGAGCUGAAGCACUACGCCGUGGACUCCAUCCGCCCCAAGUGCCACGAGCUCCGCCAGCUGUGUGACCAGUUUGCAGCUGACGUCGGGCGGAGGAGAGGGCUGCUGGGCAGGGCGCUGGAUCUGCACGGCCUCCUCGAGGCGUCCAUGAAGUGGUGUGACGAGGGCAUCUACCUGCUGGCCUCGCAGCCGGUGGACAAGUGCCAGGCCCAGGACGGCGCCGAGGCGGCCCUCCAGGAGGUCGAGAAGUUUCUGGAGACGCGUGCGGAAAACAAGAUCCAGGAGCUCAGUAAAAUCUACCAGGACUACGAACCCAUCCUUACCCGAGACCUGCUGGAGCACGUGCAGAAGGUCUUCCGGAAGCAGGAGAGUGUGGAGGAGAUGUUUCACCGGAGACAGGCGAGCCUCAAGAAGCUGGCCGCCAAGCAGACGCGGCCCGUGCAGCCGGUGGCCCCCCGGCCAGAGGCGCCCGCGAAAUCGCCCUGCCCCUCCCCGGGCAUCCGGAGAGGCUCUGAGAUCCACAGUUCUGAGGGCAGCGUGCUCCGGAGGGGGCCCUACAGGAGGGCCAGGAGUGAAGUGAGCGAGGGCCGGCAGGGCCGCGGCCGCUCCACCGGGGACGAGGAGAGCCUGGCCGUCCUGCGGAGGCACGUGAUGAACGAGCUUCUGGACACGGAGCGGGUCUACGUGGAGGAGCUGCUGUGCAUCCUGGAGGGCUACGCUGCUGAGAUGGACAACCCUUUAAUGACACAUCUCAUCUCGACGGGACUUCAGAACAAGAAGGAUGUUCUGUUUGGAAACAUGGAAGAAAUUUACCACUUUCAUAACAGAAUAUUCCUGAGGGAGCUGGAGAACUACAUAGACUGCCCAGAGCUGGUUGGAAGGUGCUUUCUAGAAAGGAUGGAGCAGUUCCAGGUCUACGAGAAGUACUGCCAGAACAAGCCGCGCUCCGAGAGCCUGUGGAGACAGUGCUCCGACUGCCCGUUCUUCCAGGAAUGCCAGAAGAAGCUGGACCACAAGCUGAGCCUCGACUCCUACCUGCUGAAGCCAGUCCAGAGGAUCACCAAGUACCAGCUGCUGCUCAAGGAGAUGCUGAAAUACAGCAAGAGCUGCGAGGGGGCCGAGGACCUGCAGGAGGCCCUGAGCUCCAUCCUGGGCAUCCUCAAGGCUGUGAACGACUCCAUGCACCUGAUCGCCAUCACGGGCUAUGAGGGGAACCUGAGCGACCUGGGGAAGCUGCUGAUGCAGGGCUCCUUCAGCGUCUGGACGGACCACAAGAAGGGCCACACCAAGGUGAAGGACCUGGCCAGGUUCAAGCCCAUGCAGCGCCACCUGUUCCUGCACGAGAAGGCCGUGCUCUUCUGUAAGAAGCGGGAGGAGAACGGCGAGGGCUACGAGAAGGCCCCGUCCUACAGCUUCAAGCAGUCCCUGAACAUGACGGCCGUCGGCAUAACGGAGAACGUGAAAGGGGACACGAAGAAAUUCGAGAUCUGGUACAACGCCAGAGAGGAGGUGUACAUCGUCCAGGCACCAACUCCUGAAAUCAAGGCCGCCUGGGUGAGCGAGAUCCGGAAGGUGCUGACGAGCCAGCUGCAGGCGUGCAGAGAGGCCAGCCAGCACCGAGCCCUGGAGCAGUCCCACAGCCUGCCCCUGCCCGCGCCCGCCGGCACCAGUCCCUCUAAAGGGAACACAAAAGACGUCAGAAAGUUGGAAGAAAGAAAAACGGACCCGCUGACCCUGGAGGGAUACGUGGGCCCCGCGCCACUGCCGAGGCCCCCCGAGAAGGGCAGAGAUGACGCGGUCACUAGCUCUACUUCAGAAAGCUCUGCGCUUUCCAAAAAGCGCUUCACCCUGCAGAGCUUUGCUGCCCUCAAAGGUCAGAAAGCCUCUCCUACCAGUCCCGACAAAAAAGCUAAGCGACACCAAGUAAAGAGCGACCCAACGCCUUUUGGUUUACGAGGUUGGAGCAAAACGUCUAACCCGCCAGAGGCUCCUGAGGACAACGACGGCUGGUCCAGCGCCGAGGAGCCGGUCAACUCCUCGGACGCAGAGGAGGAAGGGAGAGCGGGCCUCAGGAAGCUGGUCCCCGGGAAGUACACCGUCACGGGGCUGGACGAGAAGGGGGGCCCCGACGCGCUGGUCCUGAGGAGCGGGGACGAGGUGGAGCUGGUGCAGGAGGGCGACGAGGGCCUCUGGUUCGUGCGGAACGUGAGCUCCGGCGGCGAGGGCUGGCUGCCAGCCCGCAACCUGUCCGCGCUCCUCGGCCAGCGCGGCGCCCCCGGGUGCCUGAGCAGCCCAGAGUCCAGCGCGGGGUCCGCCCUGCUGAGCGCCUCGUCCAGCUGCAGCGAGAGCUGCGCGGCCGCCCUCGCGGACCUGCAGGGGUAGCGCCGCGGCCACCCCGCCUGCGGCCCUGGGAGCUGGCCUCUGCUCAGGCCGGCGCGGCGUGGGGAGGGGCCGGCGCCCACAGAACCGUCCACGGAACCCCGGAGCCGCCGCGGCCCCAGACGAAGGUUCGGGAAGAGUCCGCCCUGCGGCCUCGGCGCCGGGACCGCGCGCGCGCCCCAGGGCGCAGGAAGAGCGCGGCACCGCGGCUUCCUCGGGGAGUCGGACGGACGGGGCUGCAGACGACAGACCUCUGGUGCAGAAGGGCUCCCGGGACUCCCCUUCGGCCUCGGCCGCAGCCGCUCCCCUUUGGUUUCCGACGUUUCUGGUCCGGUGCUUUCUGCAGGAACACGCGUUCUGUGGAGCUGCUUCCAAAAGAAGUGACCGAUUCACUGACCCAGCGGCUUGGUGCGGGGGCAGGAGGCUAGUUUGUCUUAUACACAUUUUUUUUUAAAGCAAGGAUUAAUUCUACGGCCAUCUUUUUGGUGAUACUUUGGCCUCUGAUCUUUACCAAGAAUCACUGUGUUUACGUGAAAUGACAAUUUCAUACUGUAUUUGAUAUACAACUAUUUUUUGUUACUGGGGUUUACAUGGCGCUGAAUGAUUUGGGGGACACGCUCUCGUGGAAACAGCCCACCUGGUCACAGGUGAGUGGAAGGACAUCCCUCGGUAGAAUCAGGCAGCGUUUCUACAAACACAGGCAGUUAGAAACCAAGGAAAUUCCUUCACCUGUGUAGGUUAGUUUUCAAACGAAAAUGUGAGCUAUAAUUUAAAAUAUUAACCUUCUUUUCUACAGAAGAACACGGGGGACUCGAGUUUUUAACACUUCACUGAAUUAGGGUAUUUCUGUUAUUUUUAAAGACUGUGUAAAGAUGCAGUUUUUGCAGGUGUCACCUGAACCGAUGCUGUCACAGGAGCCCAGGGAAAAUCUGAGCUCCCGCCCCCCCCCCGCCUGGCAUGUCCUGUGUGGAGCUGUCGUGAGCACAGCAGAGUUUAUCUUAUUCAAAUCAAGGCAGAACUGGAAAGAAAACUCUUCUGUUUUACUGUGUUUUGUGUUUCAGAAACGAAUUCUGUUCCCUGGAAACGCUUCUUUCUGGGUCUGAUUGGGGCAGAUAUUUUUGUAUGUGUGUAUAUAUGUCGAUGUGUGUACAUGCGUCCCCACUGUGAGGGGUGUAUUUAUAGCCUCCAAGCUGCUGGCGAUGUGUCGCUUUACAGCCUCCCGAGCCCCAGGCCCCUGCAGCCCAGCCCACGGGCUCCGCGUCCUUGUGCAGGGCCAGACCUCUCUGGAGUGCGUAGUGGACGGCGUACAAGCUCGGCAGCUUUCCUCCUGGUGUAUAAGUUAUUUGGAAAAUGAUGCUUCACGUAAUUUACUGAAUAUAUUGAUUGUUCAGGCACCGUUCCUGCCAUCCCAGCCUGGGACUGGCCACCAUUUUUGCGAUCUCUUCCUCAUAAAAGCACUUUAAAACCUCA
This is a messenger RNA of Orcinus orca (killer whale), 7045 nucleotides long. RefSeq names its product MCF.2 cell line derived transforming sequence like (gene MCF2L). The transcript is spliced from 32 exons. Lineage: Eukaryota; Metazoa; Chordata; Mammalia; Artiodactyla; Delphinidae. The coding region runs from base 2120 to 5578 and encodes 1152 amino acids. The record is from RefSeq and is a predicted model, not a curated record. Gene Ontology annotation, molecular function: protein binding; guanyl-nucleotide exchange factor activity. Gene Ontology annotation, biological process: intracellular signal transduction; positive regulation of Rho protein signal transduction. Gene Ontology annotation, cellular component: extrinsic component of membrane; cytoplasm.